UAUGAAGAAUUGAAGGAAGAGAAAACUUCAUUGUUUCAGAAAACAUCUAGCAUGCAGAAGAGAGUGAUCGAAUUAGAGGACCAAAAACGUAGUAAAGUUGCCUUGGAGGAACAAAUUAUGCGGCUUCAGGGUGAUCUAACUGCUAAAGAAGCAUUAUGUGCACAGGAUGCUGAGUUGAAAAAUGAGCUAGGGCGUCUGAAGCGAUCAAAUAGUCAUCUACAGCGGAAGAUAAAUCAUCUUCAAGAGGAAAAAGAUGAAUGCAUGAAGAACGUUCAAGUCCUUGAAGAGAAAUUGGAGCAGAAAAAAGGUUUACAGCCAGAUGACAUUGAGCGAUCUACUAAUAAUAGUGCUAAUUCUUUUGGAUCAAAUGGUAGUCUUCACGACUACAUGAAGUUCUCAGAGGAUGUGGAAGAUGAGACAAUCAUUGAUGCAGCAUCAAGAAUCCGGUCACUUGAGAAUGAACUUGCUGAGGCUUUGGAGGCAAAUGACAUGUAUAAGGCCCAGAUUAAGAGCUUCGUGUCUGAGGGACAAGAUGUAGAAGUUGCCGGCAUAACAAUCAACAAAGAACAUGAUAAAGAUGCAUCCUCAGUUGAGACCGAGUUGAAAGAACUUCAAGAACGUUACCUCCACAUGAGCCUCAAAUAUGCAGAAGUUGAAGCUCAAAGAGAAGAGCUCGUAUCAAAGCUAAAGGCUGUGAGGCCUGGAAGGAGCUGGUUUUCGUAACUUAAAAGGAAAUUGAUCCUUUUACCAUACCCAAAAGUAAAUUAAUUGAUCUUUUCUCAUUCAUUAUAUGUUAAUAUCCAUGGAUGGCAUAUCUUUUUUGAGGAAAACCAAGAACAUGGGACUAUAUUCUUGAAGAAAUAGCAUAAUUCUUAGGAUAUAGUAAAUUAAACACAAAACUAAAAGAGAUGAAAGAAGAGGAGGUAGAUGAUAUUGUUCUGUCUUUCUUGGAUAUGUAAUUGUAUAUCAUGUAUGCAUGCCCUCUUCUUUUCUUUUUUAGUUUCUAGUCUAGGACAUGUUAAAAACAUACGAGUCAUGUAACUUGUACAUGCCAUAUCUUAAUGAAGAAAUCAGGACACUUUUUCUUGGAUA
Cynara cardunculus var. scolymus (artichoke) is the source of this 1092-nucleotide messenger RNA. Its product is annotated as myosin-3-like. The transcript has 3 exons. The record is from RefSeq and is a predicted model, not a curated record. NCBI's taxonomy places the organism in Eukaryota, Viridiplantae, Streptophyta, Magnoliopsida, Asterales, Asteraceae. The coding region runs from base 52 to 723 and encodes 223 amino acids.